This is a messenger RNA of Chaetura pelagica (chimney swift), 321 nucleotides long. RefSeq names its product short-chain dehydrogenase/reductase family 16C member 6-like. Gene Ontology annotation, cellular component: lipid droplet. The record is from RefSeq and is a predicted model, not a curated record. NCBI's taxonomy places the organism in Eukaryota, Metazoa, Chordata, Aves, Apodiformes, Apodidae. The annotation marks the transcript as partial. The transcript has a single exon. Gene Ontology annotation, molecular function: oxidoreductase activity, acting on the CH-OH group of donors, NAD or NADP as acceptor.
AUGAACUUCUUCCUGGAAACACUGAAGGUUAUUGGACUCUCUUUUUACUACUUUCUGGAGUCGCUUGUCUUCUUGAUCGUGCCCAAGAGAAAGAAGAAUGUCAGUGGUGAAAUAGUACUAGUAACAGGAGCGGGCAGUGGCAUUGGAAGAUUGUUGUCUUUGAAGUUUGCCAGCCUUGGAGCCACAGUGGUUCUCUGGGACAUUAACCAGGAGGGGCUCAAGGAGACAAGCAGACUGGUGAAACAAAAUGGGGCGGUGAGAGUGCACUGUUACAUCUGUGACUGUAGCAAAAGGGAGGACAUCUACAGAGUGGCUGAUCAG